Coregonus sp. 'balchen' is the source of this 16868-nucleotide messenger RNA. The record is from the annotation of a GenBank genome assembly. Lineage: Eukaryota; Metazoa; Chordata; Actinopteri; Salmoniformes; Salmonidae.
AUUAUCCUGCAGGAAGGUUUAAAACGCUGCAGGGGCUGCAGAUCACGCCACUGGAGGUGGAACCUGUCAAGGUAAAACAGCUUCUUUACAUCAACCUAUGUGUAUAAAAUGUUAUAUUACUGUUAGCUCUGUGCUGAAUACUAAUAUCAUGAUUUACUGUAUUGUGCAUCUGAUUCAUGGAACAUAAAACAAUCCAUCUCAUUUCGAAUGUUAGAUUUUUUACUAAGCUGGAGAGGCAGUUUUUUUGUGAUUUCAGAACUCUUUAGUAAAUGAUAGGCAAGCCCUACAAAUGGUCAUCUUAAUGUAUUCAGUCCAUCAGCAAUACUCCAGCCACCCUAGUCUCCAGCCACCCUAGUCAUAGACUGUUCUCUCUGCUACCGCACGGCAAGCGGUACCGGAGUGCCAAGUCUAGGUCCAAAAGACUUCUCAACAGCUUCUACCCCCAAGCCAUAAGACUCCUGAACAGCUAAUCAUGGCUACCCGGACUAUUUGCACUGCCCCCCCCACCCCAUCCUUUUUACGCUGCUGCUACUCUGUUAAUUAUUUAUGCAUAGUCACUUUAACUCUACCCACAUGUACAUAUUACUUCAACUACCUCAACUAGCCGGUGCCCCCGCACAUUGACUCUGCAACGGUACCCCCCUGCAUAUAUAGCCUCCCUACUGUCACUUUAUUUUACUUCUGCUCUUUUUUCUCUCAACACUUUUUUUGUUGUUGUUUUAUUUUUACUUUUUUUGUAAAAAAUAAAUGCACUGUUGGUUAAGGGCUGUAAGUAACCAUUUCACUGUGAUGUCUGCACCUGUUGUAUUCGGCACAUGUGACCAAUACAAUUUGAUUUGAUUUGAUUUGAUAUGCAAGGAAGUGUCUGAAAUACUGUAGAUGGGGAACGCAUGGGUAUCUAUGUGGUUAUGCCAGCAACAAGGAACACUGACCAUUUUCCAGAUUGAAGGUGGUGAAUCUAAAAAAUGCACAGUGUAGCACUCUGCUAAUGUCAGUUCAGAUAGGUAAGCUGAUGUGUGUGUGUGUGUGUGUGUGUGUGUGUGUUUGUGUGUUCCUAGAUGAGGCUGACUUUCCUGGUCGUCCUGGGAGUGCUGCAACUCUGCAGGCCAGUCUUCCUCUCAGACCCCCUGCUCUACACCUCUCAGCUGGAGGAGGGGCAGGAUGCACCCUAGCAGUGAGUCUGAUUAUAUUACACCAGAGGAGGCUGGUGGGAGGAGCUAUUCCAUUCCAGACAUUACAAUGAGCUCGUCCUCCUAUAGCGCCUCCUACCAGCCUCCCCUGUAUUACAGCCUAUUACACAAACACGUUGAUCAAAAACCUUCAACUGGGUCUCAUAGUGUAAAAAUGUUGUCUGAAUAUUCUCUACCAAACUAAAUAAUUGUAUUUAUUUUAUUUAUUUAACCUUUAUUUUAUCAGGGAGUCAUAAUGAGACCAAGGUCUCUUUUACAGCUGAACCCUGAAUUACAGAAAUGACAGAAAAUACAUGCAUCAAUAUAAAUACAAAAUGCAAGCAGAAAGAACAACAUUGUCAUAAAAAAACACACAUUCAUCAGUAAUAAGGUCCUCAAUCAGCUUUCUGAAUUGCCCUAGAGGCACCAAAACAUAAAAUUUAAGAAAAUGUUGAAGAUUGUUCCACAAAUAAGGUGCAAGAAAACUAAAAGCUGAUUUACCUAACUCAGUAGAGACCAAAGGAAUUUCCAGAGUUAACCAUCCCUGAGACCCGGUGUGGUAACUCGUAUGUCUAACGUUUAGUAAAGAUGUUAGGUACAGUAGGACUUUUUGUAAAAAGGCUUUAUAAAUGAAAACAUAGAAAUGUAUCAACCUGCGUGACAUCAAAGAGGGCCAACCAACUUUCUGGUAGAGAAUGCAGUGAUGAGUACUAAAAUUGUUGCUCGUAAUAUUCUUCUUAACUAACUCAUAAUGAGUGAAUGAAGCCAAAGAGGUUAGAUUUCAACUCCACAAAAGAUACUCCAUUGCAACCUAUGACCUUUGCUUUCUGUACUCCAUCACAGAGCCCUGGCUCAACCCUCUGCUGGAAGAUGUGGUCCCUGAUCUGGACAUCCACAGUCCAUCCACACUGACAGAGACCUCAGAUCUAGAGCCCCAGUUCCCAGACUCCCUGUUUAUGUAUGGGGAGAACGCCAACCUUAAAUGGGUAAAAUGGGAACAGUCCCUCCCUAAUGGUGCUGUGGGCAUCUACAACAGUUACACCGAACGACAUGACUACAUCUGCAAAGUCAACUGCGAAGCCGGCUUCUACACCGCAAGCAAAGGCAGUUUCUGCCAGUACCCCUAUGCUGACAAGGAGCAUUCAUCCUCCAAGUUCGAAGUCCUGGUCAAUGUGGACAACUUUGAGUUUGUGGAGUGGAUCGAGGAGGAAUAUGGUGCUGUCCCCCAACAUUCUGUCAAGACCUGCCAAGGCGUUGAGAUAUACGUCGGCAAGAACAAAUACGGUCUGGGAAAGGUUGUGACCCAACAUAAAGCCUUCUUCUUGCCUUGGGAGGGCGAUGAGUACUGGUACAAGAGGUACCAGGUCCUGGCCAUCAACAGGGACGCCUACAGCCAGCACAUCUCUCACGUGGAGUAUGCCAUCGACCAGAUCGAGCUGUUCAACCACCCUCCUGAGACCAUGCAGUUUGUCAGGGUCACCAACCUGGAGUGCAGCAGUGUGGAGAAGAAGGUCUUGCUGGAGAAGACCAGCACUGUGGAGAAGACCUGGGACAUUGGCAGGGAGAGCCGCAACAGCUCCACCACCAUGACGGCCAAGGUGCCCAUUAUCAGCCCAGGCACCGUGGACUUCACCAAGGAGCAGACGGUGAGCUUCUCAGAGGGAACCACCAUGGUGGAGUCUAUCAGCCACUCCAUCUCUGUGGAGCUGCUGGUCCCUCCCAACCACUCCUGUGCCGUGCGGAUGGAGGGCAGGAAGAUGACCGCCGACAUCCCCUUCACGGGUAGGCUGAGCCGGACCUACCAUAACGGAGACACCCACUGGACCACCAUCAUAGGCACUUAUGAUGGUGUGAGGGUGGGGGAGAUCAAUGCUGUGGUGGAGAGAUGCCAGCCUGUCCCUGAUGCCAUACCCUGCUACCCCAUUGAGACAGACUACUGAGACAGAAGAACUCUAGAUGUGAGAACUUUAAACUCCAAUGUGCCCGUGGUAUAUCCCUCCAGACACAACGUGAACAAAUUAUAACCCUUGUGUCACAAUACCUUUUCAUCAAUAAACUGAUAUAACUCCAUAUUCAGAUAAAAGAGCCAGUCAAUUUAGUUUUGUGAUCAAGAAAAGCAUUUUUUCCCAGUGUAACUAUUUUCCAGACAAAAAAUAUGAUCUUGGUGCAACAUUUUGUGUAACUUUUCUUGAUUUACCUCAUGUACUCCUGUAGGCUACAUGCACAUAUAGUCGUAUCAUCAUCAUCAUAAUUUGUUUUAAUGGCCUAUAAGUGAAAUAUCAUUUCAGCACAAAGUUACACAAGGCUGAAAGGUAAAACAUCACUAUAUUACACUGUGCGUUUGCUAUGAGUGUGUAGGCAUGUAUAAGUGCAUUUAUAAACCUCCUAGCUAGGUGGCGGUACGAUUAAAAAUACCAGACGUUGGUCACAAUGAGCUCUCUCACUUCUCUGGCCACCAAUCUCUUUGACUAAUGUUUGAAGUUGCAUGGCAGGUCUAGUUCAGUAACAGAACUACUCUUUUCCAACGUUUCUUCUUUUGUGUUCACAAUUGUAUUGAUAAAUUCGAAAUGUCAACGCUAUAAACAUUUAAAAUAGGUUUGUUUAUAAAUUAAGUGAAAUGUCAGGAGUACAUUAUUGAAUCCGAGAUAUUGAUGGUCACAGACAGUAGCAUAUUGACACAACAAGAUUAAAGUGUUUAUGACAUUGGCUCUUCUGCAGUCAUGAGAAACGUCACUGUUGCUGGUAAACUUUGGUAUUGUGUGUCACCAUUUUUCAAAACGCUGUUGAAAUUUGUCACAAUGAGACGACUUUUAUCGACAAUGAUAAACCGAGCGUUGCUGACUGAAGCCUUUCCACCAAUAAUGGACAGUGAAGCAGGAGUCCACACAAAUGCUCGUCGGAGGCUGGUAAGUAAAUUAUUCAAGAAAGACUGCUGCACAAAUGUCUUCUGGUCUAGUGCACUGCAGCCAAUUGUCUUGCUCACAGAGUUUGAUACGUAAUAAUCGUAGGUCUACCUCUUGUUGCAAUGUUGCUGUUGGCAUAGCAGCCCAUCCCUACAAUGUAAUAAUGUUGUAGGCGACAAUGUAAUACCACAGCGGACAGUGUGUCAACAGGGCGCAUCGGAUGCUGUACAUGAUGUUGUUCACAGUAGCCUACAAUUUAGCAAACAUCGCAUUAUUAACUGUUUAUAAGUAUUUGCUAAUAUUAUAAUUACAAUUUAUCUAAAUGGAAUUUAAAUGUAGUGGCUUACCUAGUCAAAAGUUCCACAAUAAGACACAUUUAAAAGUAAAUGUAAUGUAGGAGUGCUACAUUAAAUGUACUUUCACAUUUGUCUUACUGUGUUUGGUAGCCUGAGAGCACUCUAUGUUUUAAUGUUAUAAUACAAAAACGUUGCUCCUGGUUGUUAUUGACUUGUCUGUCAAUGAGUAGUCUAAGUCUACAGCUAUAUUCUCAAAUUGAUUAGCCUACCCCCUAGUUAACCAACAACUGCCUAAAAGUUAAACGAAUUCUUAAAGGGAAAUUUCCCAAUAUUUUUGCUUCAUAUUCACCAUCUCCAGCACCACCGCAACAUCAACAUGUGUGAAAAUUGCACGUUUCUAUGUUUUGUAGUAAAAAAGAUAGACAUCAUCGGUGUGCAUCUUGUAAACUUAACCAAUUAUGAGUAGGCAUUGCCUACUAAUUGUCUACUAAUUGGUUGAUGUCAUUGGAAACGCUAAUCUUCCUUUUACUACAAAACAUAGAAACCCACAAUUUUUACAUACAGUACCAGUCAAAAGGACACACCUACUCAUUCAAGGGUUUUUCUUUAUUUUUACUAUUUUCUACAUUGUAGAAUAAUAGUGAAGACAUCAAAACUAUGGAAUAACACAUAUGGAAUCAUGUAGUAACGAAAAAGGUGUUAAACAAAUCAAAAUAUAUUUUAUAUUUGAGAUUCUUCAAAGUAGCCACCCUUUGCCUUGAUGACAGCUUUGCACACUCUUGGCAUUCACUCAACCAGCUUCAUGAGGAAUGCUUUUCCAACAGUCUUGAAGGAGUUCCCAUAUAUGCUGAGCACUUGUUGGCUGCUUUUCCUUCACUCUACGGUCCAACUCAUCCCAAACCAUCUCAAUUGGGUUGAGGUCGGGGGAUUGUGGAGGCCAGGUCAUCUGAUGCAGCACUCCAUCACGCUCCUUGGUCAAAUAGCCCGUACAAAUCAAAUCAAAUCAAAUUUUAUUUGCCACAUGCGCCGAAUACAACAGGUGUAGACAUUACAGUGAAAUGCUUACUUACAAGCCCUUAACCAACAAUGACAUUUUUUAAAGUGUUAAGUAAAAAAAAUAAAAGCAAAUAACUAAAGAGCAGCAGUAAAAUUAAAUAAAAUAACAGUAGGGAGGCUAUAUACAGGGGGGUACCGGUGCAGAGUCAAUGUGCGGGGGCACCGGCUAGUCGAGGUAAUUGAGGUAAUAUGUACAUGUGGGUAGAGUUAAAGUGACUAUGCAUAAAUAAUAAACAGAGUAGCAGCAGCGUAAAAGAUGGGGGUGGGGGGGCAGUGCAAAUACAUUUUUUACAUUUUAGUCACUUAUCCAUAGCGACUUACAGUUAGUGACUGCAUACAUUUUUUUCUUCCCAUACUGGCCCCCCGUGGGAAACGAACCCACAACCCUGGCGUUGCAAGCGCCAUGCUCUACCAACUGAGCUACACAGGGCAAAUAGUCCGGGUAGCAAUGAUUAGCUCUUCAGGAGUCUUAUGGCUUGGGGGUAGAAGCUGUUGAGAAGCCUUUUGGACCUAGACUUGGCGCUCUGGUACCGCUUGCCGUGCGGUAGCAGAGAGAACCCUCUGUAGCUCAAUUGGUAGAGCACGGCGCUUGUAAGGCCAGGGUAGUGGGUUCGAUCCCCGGGACCACCCAUACAUAAAGAUGUACGCACGCAUGACUGUAAGUCGCUUUGGAUAAAAGCGUCUGCUAAAUAGCGUAUUAUUAUUAUUAUUAUUAUUAUAGAACAGUCUAUGACUAGGGUGACUGGAGUCUUUGACAAUUUUGAGGGCCUUCCUCUGACACCACCUGGUAUAGAGGUCCUGGAUGGCAGGAAGCUUGGCCCCAGUGAUGUACUGGGCUGUACGCACUACCCUCUGUAGUGCCUUGCGGUCGGAGGCCGAGCAGUUGCCAUACCAGGCGGUGAUGCAACUAGUCAGGAUGCUCUCGAUGGUGCAGCUGUAUAACUUUUUGAGGAUCUGAGGACCCAUGCCAAAUCUUUUCAGUCUCCUGAGGGGGCAUAGGCUUUGUCGUGCCCUCUUCACGACUGUCUUGGUGUGUUUGGACCAUGAUAGUUUGUUGGUGAUAUGCACACCAAGGAACUUGAAGCUCUCAACCUGUUCCACUACAGCCCCGACGAUGAGAAUGGGGGCGUGCUCAGUCCUCUUUUUUUUCCUGUAGUCCACAAUCAUCUCCUUUGUCUUGAUCACGUUGAGGGAGAGGUUGUUAUCCUGGCACCACACGGCCAGGUCUCGGACCUCCUCCCUAUAGGCUGUCUCAUCAUUGUCGGUGAUCAGGCCUACCACUGUUGUGUCGUCAGCAAACUUUUAAUGAUGGUGUUGGAGUCGUGCCUGGCCAUGCAGUCAUGGGUGAACAGGGAGUACAGGAGGGGACUGAGCACGCACCCCUGAGGGGCCCCCGUGUUGAGGAUCAGCGUAGCAGAUGUGUUGUUACCUACCCUUACCACCUGGGGGCAGCCCAUCAGGAAGUCCAGGAUCCAGUUGCAGAGGGAGGUGUUUAGUCCCAGGACCCUUAGCUUAGUGAUGAGCUUUGAGGGCACUAUGGUGUUGAACGCUGAGCUGUAGUCAAUGAACAGCAUUCUCACGUAGGUGUUCCUCUUGUCCAGGUGGGAAAGGGCAGUGUGGAGUGGAAUAGAGAUUGCAUCAUCUGUGGAUCUGUUGUGGUGGUAUGCAAAUUAGAGUGGGUCUAGGGUUUCUGGGAUAAUGGUGUUGAUGUGAGCCAUGACCAGCCUUUCAAAGCACUUCAUGGCUACAGACGUGAGUGCUACGGGUCGGUAGUCAUUUAGGCACGUUAUCUUAGUGUCCUUUGGCACAGGGACUAUGGUGGUCUGCUUGAAACAUGAUGGUAUUACAGACUCAGUCAGGGACAUGUUGAAAAUGUCAGUGAAAACACUUGCCAGUUGGUCAGCACAUGCUCUGAGUACACGUCCUGGUAAUCCGUCUAGCCCAGCGGCCUUGUGAAUGUUGACCUGCUUAAAAGUCUUACUUACAUCGGCUACGGAGAGCGUGAUCACAUAGUCAUCCGGAACAGCUGGUGCUCUCAUGCAUGCUUCAGUGUUGCAUGCCUCGAAGCGAGCAUACAAGUGAUUUAGCUCGUCUGGUAGUCUUGUGUCACUGGGCAGCUUGCGGCUGUGCUUCCUUUUGUAGUCUGUAAUAGUUUUCAAGCCCUGCCACAUCCGACGAAUGUCAGAGCCGGGGUAGUACGAUUCAAUCUUAGUCCGGUAUUGACUCUUUGCCUGUUUGAUGGUUUGUCGGAAAUGUUCCGUAUUGACUGACCUUCAUGUCUUAAAGUAAUGAUGGGCUGUCGUUUCUCUUUGCUUAUUUGAGCUGUUCUUGCCAUAAUAUGGACUUGGUCUAUUACCAAAUAGGGCUAUCUUCUGUAUACCACCCCUACCUUGUCACAACAAAAAUGAUUGGCUCAAACGCAUUAAGAAGGAAAGAAAUUCCACAAAUUAACUUUUAACAUGGCACACCUGUUAAUUGAAAUGCAUUACAAGUGACUACCUCAUGAAGCUGGUUGAGAGAAUGCCAAGAGUGUGCAAAGCUGUCAUCAAGGCAAAGGGUGGCUACUUUGAAGAAUCUCAAAUAAAAAUAACACUUUUUUAGUUACUACAUGAUUCCAUAUGUGUUAUCUCAUAGUUUUGAUCUUCACUAUUAUUCUACAAUGUAGAAAAUAGUACAAAUAAAGAAAAACCCUGGUGUCCAAGCUUUUGACUGGUACUGUAUGUUGAUGUUGGGGUGGUGCUGGAGAUAAUGAAUAUGAAGUUGAACCUUUUGAAAUUUACUUUUAACCGUUUAAUAAUGAAAAGAGAAUGUCUUCAAAUUUAGACUUUUGCCCAGUGAGCUUUGCAGCCCAAAGGGCACUUAGCUAUGUUAGGUUAAACAGGGAGCUAAUGGCAAGUAAGGGACCUAACGGCUCCUCCUACGCCUAAUGGCUUAAGUGGCUCUAUGCCUCCUGCGGGCUGGGCGAGAGGUUGAUCUGCAUCUUCUGCCCACUGAACACAGACUAGUUGAAUCAACGUUGUUUCCACGUCAUUUCAAUGAAAUUAUGGUCCAUAGCCUGCUGGUUUUCUGUUCUACUUGAUCAUUAAUUGCUCCCACCUGGUGUCCCAGGUCUAGAUCAGUCCCUGAUUAGAGGGGAACAAUGAAAAAAGCAGUGGAACUGGCUUCCAGGUCCAGAGUUGAGUUUGAGGGAACUAGGCUAUAUUUUGUAAUGACUAGUACUAGUUAAUAAAGCCCUGAGUAAUUUUUUUUCUAUCAGGGUUUAUUGGGUUGGCCAAAGAAACAGAACACUAUUUACAUUUAAAAAUAAAUAGAUCACUAUUGCAUCAUGUCAGUGCCAUUAUGACAUAAGUUUUGGUCCCCAGGCAAUGCCUAUAAAAGCGCGGGUCUAGCCGCUCAGUGGGUGUAACAAUAAUCAUGGCCAGACGAUCCACCUCUCGCCCAGUCCGCAGGAGGCGUAGAGCCACUCGGGCUGUGAGGUGCAGUAGGUGCGUUGGCAGGAGGAGACGUUAGGUACCUUAACAAAAUGUGCACCCAGGGGGGGCCCCAGGACUGAGUUUGGGAAACCCUGCCUUAGCCAACUAGCCAUCACCUACCUAGGUACAGUGCUGUGAAUUUCUCUAUUUUUGCAUAUUUUUUAUACUGAAUGUUAUCAGAUCUUCAACCAAAACCUAAUAUUAGAUAAAGAGAACCUGUUUACAAAUAACAACAACAGAAAAUCUACUUAUUGAUUUAAUUAACAACCAAAUGCUUCCUGUAGUUGUUGAUCAGUCUCACGUUGCUGUGGAGGAAUUUUGGCCCACUCUUCCAUGCAGAACUGCUUUAACUCUACAGGAAGCGUUUGGUUGGAGUCAUUGCAGCUAAAGGUGGGACAUCCAGUUAUUAAGUGUAAGGGGGCAAUUAAUUUUUCACUUACUUUGUUUAUGAAAUAAAUGAUAUAAGUAUGGAAUUGUUGUUAUUUAUUCACUCAGGUUACCUUUAUCUAAUAUUAGGUUUUGGUUGAAGAUCUGAUAACAGCAUAAAAAAUAUGCAAAAGUAGAGAAAAAACAGGUCAAAUACUAUUUCACAGCACUGUAAGUGUCCUUUGGGCUGCAAAGAUCACUGGGGAAGGAUUUCUAAAUAAAAAUGAGGGCUUUUAACUAACUUUGAUGACUUUGUCUUUUUAUUAAUAGAUGGUUAAGAGUUUGUUUUAGGUGUACGAGUUAUGUUAAUUAGUGCUAUCUAGGCUUGCAGCGGGAUACCAAUCAGUCUGAGUUUGUUUGAGGCUGACGAGUUACAGGUAACUGCCAAAAUAAUGGAAACACUUGAGUAAAUGAGGGAUACAAAGUACACUACAUGGCCAAAAGUAUGUCCCUGUGGAUGAAGGCAUUGUCAUCCUAUUGGGUCAUAGCCAUGGUAGGCAAAAUAAUAGCCUGCCCAGAAUUUUUAAACAUGACGACCUAAGCAUAAUGGGAUGUUAAUUGCUUGGAUGCACCUGCUUUCAACAAUAUACACUACAUGACCAAAAGUAUGUGGACACCUGCUCGUCGAACAUCUCAUUCCAAAAUCAUGGGAAUUAAUAUGGAGUUGGUCCCCCCUUUGCUGCUAUAACAGCCUCCACUCUUCUGGGAAGGCUUUCCAUUAGAUGUUGGAACAUUGCUGCAGGGACUUGCUUCCAUUCAGCCACUAGAGCAUUAGUGAGGUCGGGCACUGAUGUUGGGCAAUUAGGCCUGGCUCGCAGUCGGCGUUCCAAUUCAUCCCAAAGGUGUUCGAUGGGGUUGAGGUCAGGGCUCUGUGCAGGCCAGUCAAGUUCUUCCACACCGAUCUCGACAAACCAUUUCUGUAUGGACCUCGCUUUGUGCACGGGGGUAUUGUCAAGCUGAAACAGGAAAGGGCCUUCCCCAAACUGUUGCCACAAAGUUGGAAGCACAGAAUCGUCUAGAAUGUCAUUCAUUGUAUGCUGUAGCAUUACGAUUUCCCUUCACUGGAACUAAGGGGCCUAGCCCGAACCAUGAAAACAGCCCCAGACCAAUAUUCCUCCUCCAUCAAACUUUACAGUUGGCACUAUGCAUUGGGGCAGUUAGCGUUCCCCUGGCAUCCACCAAACCCAGCUUCGUCCGUCGGACUGGCAGAUGGUGAAGUGUGAUUCAUUACUCCAGAGAACGCAUUUCCACUGCUACAGAGUCCAAUGGCGGCGAGCACAUGGUGAUCUUGGCCAUGGAAACUCAUUUCAUGACGCUCCUGACGAACAGUUCUUGUGCUGAUGUUGCUUCCAGAGGCAGUUUGGAACUUGGUAGUGAGUGUUGCAACCGAGGACAGGCGAUUUUUACACGCUACGCGCUUCAGCUUUCGGCAGUCCCGUUCUGUGAACCGUUGUUGCUCCUAGACAUUUCCACUUGACAAUAACAGCACUUACAGUUGACCGGGGCAGCUCUAGCAGGGCAGAAAUUUGCCAACCUGACUUGUUAGAAAGGUGGCAUCCAAUGACGGUGCCACAUUGAAAGUCACUGAGCUCUUCAGUAAGGCCAUUCUACUGCUAAUGUUUGUUUGUCUAUGGUGUUUGCAUGGCUGUGUGCUCGAUUUUAUACAGCUGUCCACAUACUUUUGUGUAUAUAUAGUGUAUUUGACAUUUGAAACAGGACUUUGUAUUAUUGUUAGUUAAAACCCUCAUAUCAGGUCAAAUGUGUGGCUAAAUUUACACAAAUCGGUCCAUUCUUGUGGGAGGAGAUCACUGUACUCUCCAGUGGCGUUUAGAGAAAUAUAAUAUGCAAAGAUGGAAAAUAAGUAUUUCUUGUCCUUGUGCAGGUUGUGGGACUGGGCAACCCUGGAAUGAACGGUUCGCGCCACAGCGUGGGCAUGGCAGUGCUCGAAGCACUUGCUGCCCGGCUUGGGUUAGCUGAAAGCUGGCAUGGUGAUAGGCACGUGUCUGGUGCGGUCAUCGUAUCUGACAUCCAGGACAUCCAAAUCGUGCUUCUCCGACCACGACUACUGAUGAACAUGAACGGUGGCCAAAGCAGGUGUGGAUUCUUGUGUCUACUUGAUGUCUUUUGACAUUUUAUAAAUUUUCAAUUUUGACUGUCAGAGUAAUUAUGACAAAAGUGAGCUAUUCCUACUGUAAAUUCAUUGUUCAUGAUAUUGUUUUGUUUUAAUGACCUUGAAUCAAGCGAGCAAAUACAGCAUCAAGCCUGAGCACAUCCUCCUGGUUCAUGAUGAGUUGGACAAGACCCUUGGGAAGCUUGCCAUGAAACAAGGAGGGAGCGCCUGGUGAGUUGAUUCCCAGACAGUUAUCGGCAUUAGUAAUGAUGCCAUCUGACAACAAUGUGAUCCUCCCAACUUUGUGCUCCUUCUAUAUGUUGUUGAUUGACAGGGGUCACAAUGGUGUACGGUCCUGUGUUGAGUGUCUGCAGACUGAUGUAAGUAGCUUUCCACACAGACAAAUACUCUCCCUUCCCACAUUGGGAGGAAUUGAGAGAUGACUGUUCCCUUUGACACAUUUUGGGAAAGUGUUAGACAAUCCAGAGAAAUGUCAUGUCUGUCAAAGGGAACUGGUGUCUUAAAGGGGAGGGGAGGGUAAGAGCAGAGUAAAAAGACACAUUUAUUUCUCAAGAUAGACAAAGUACUAUUCUAUCUUGUGCCCUCCAGGUGAUGCCCAGACUGCGUGUUGGGAUUGGCAGACCAUCGGGUAAAACAUCAGUGCACCGGCAUGUUCUGGGCCGCUUCUCUCAGGAGGAGCAGAAGAUUCUCAUCGGGGUUCUAGAACAGAGUGUGGACAUUCUCCUCUCCCAGCUCACUGACAAGGAGGAUGUGCAGUCCCCACUGUUGCCACCAGGAGGCAGACCAGCAUUACAGACUGGGAAACAGAGGGUGUGCUCAAUCUUUCCACCAAAGGACACAACUGGCCAGACAUGAGACUGACAAGAGACUUUGACAGAGCCAGUGAAGCUAUGACUGCACUCUGGGAUAGUAGCUUUGCUGCUGAUGAAACAAAGCUGCAUCUUGCAGAAACAUGAAAGUGUGAACAUGUUUUUAAUUAUUGGGACUUGUAUGUGAAAUAAAUACAAUGUAAGCACACUGCGUUUCAAAGACAAAUAAUGUACAUAUGCAUAAGAUAAUCAUUGCAUAUCUCCUAGAAUGGUAUAAAUUCUACCACUUGUGGAUGGCUUGUGGUGGUCUAAUUAUGUGCAAGGUCCAAGGAGAGACCAAGACUUGAUAUUACAAUGAUUAAACAAUAAAACCAUCAUAUCAAUAGCGGUGAGAAAAAAUGGAACUAGUGGUGAAUGAACUGAGGUAUAACCAGAGGGUUUCCUGAUAACAUAACCUGUUCCACUCAUGUUGCAGCCACUCCUGAAAGCUUCCAAAAGCCUCACAUAUUUUAAGCUCAUUCUCUUUGCUGUAUUAACUGGUUCAACAUAUUGAUUCCAUCCUUUAAUUCUCAGCCUAUAACCACACUUCAUCAACGAGUGUUCUUAAUGAAAAGUAGCAAUUGGUCAAGAAGUGGAGCAUUCUCACCACAGUGAAUACCAGAGCCCACAAAAACUGAGAAAAGAGCAUAUAAAAAGUACGUAAAGAGACAAGAGUGAGAGAAAGGAAAAGCGGUACAAUGGGCCGAAUAGAUAGCGAUGCAGGGCGAAAGAAAGGGCGGGGGAGAAAACAAUGGGGGCCAAACAUUGUAGGAUAGGGCUGUUUGAAGCCUUCUGUUUGGCCGUAGCUCAGAGUCACAACAAAGCAUCAGGGACACACUUGUGGAUGUGGGGAAUGGGACUCAAAAGGAAUCUCUCCACUCAUGACAGACCCCCACCUCUCUACCCCGUUCGCUUUCUCUUGUGUGACCCCCCUUGAGCCAGUCCCUCCCCCACCAGGGCACUUUCCCAGCCCCUCUGAGUGGUCAGCCUAGGAGAGUGCAGUGGUGGCCUCAAUAACUUUUCUCUGAAAGGUCAGAGGUCACUCAUAAGGCUGGACACUAGGCUAAUUUAUUCAGGAAUGGUUUUCCCUCCUCAGCAGCUAUAGGCUGAGCUUCACUAUCCCAAAGCACAGUGGGGGGUCUUCCCCUAAGCACACAUACAGUGAGGAAAACAAGUAUUUGGUCAGCCACCAAUUGUGCAAGUUCUCCCACUUAAAAAGAUGAGAGAGGCCUGUAAUUUUCAUCAUAGGUACACGUCAACUAUGACAGACAAAUUGAGAUUUUCUCUCUCCAGAAAAUCACAUUGUAGGAUUUUUAAUGAAUUUAUUUGCAAAUUAUGGUGGAAAAUAAGUAUUUGGUCACCUACAAACAAGCUAGAUUUCUGGCUCUCACAGACCUGUAACUUCUUCUUUAAGAGGCUCCUCUGUCCUCCACUCGUUACCUGUAUUAAUGACACCUGUUUGAACUUGUUAUCAGUAUAAAAAACACCUGUCCACAACCUCAAACCGUCACACUCCAAACUCCACUAUGGCCAAGACCAAAGAGCUGUCAAAGGACACCAGAAACAAAAUUGUAGACCUGCACCAGGCUGGGAAGACUGAAUCUGCAAUAGGUAAGCAGCUUGGUUUGAAGAAAUCAACUGUGGGAGCAACUAUUAGGAAAUGGAAGACAUACAAGACCACUGAUAAUCUCCCUCGAUCUGGGGCUCCACGCAAGAUCUCACCCGUGGGGUCAAAAUGAUCACAAGAACGGUGAGCAAAAAUCCCAGAACCACACGGGGGGACCUAGUGAAUGACCUGCAGAGAGCUGGGACCAAAGUAACAAAGCCUACCAUCAGUAACACACUACGCCGCCAGGGACUCAAAUCCUGCAGUGCCAGACGUGUCCCCCUGCUUAAGCCAGUACAUGUCCAGGCCCGUCUGAAGUUUGCUAGAGUGCAUUUGGAUGAUCCAGAAGAGGAUUGGGAGAAUGUCAUAUGGUCAGAUGAAACCAAAAUAGAACUUUUUGGUAAAAACUCAACUCGUCGUGUUUGGAGGACAAAGAAUGCUGAGUUGCAUCCAAAGAACACCAUACCUACUGUGAAGCAUGGGGGUGGAAACAUCAUGCUUUGGGGCUGUUUUUCUGCAAAGGGACCAGGACGACUGAUCCGUGUAAAGGAAAGAAUGAAUGGGGCCAUGUAUCGUGAGAUUUUGAGUGAAAACCUCCUUCCAUCAGCAAGGGCAUUGAAGAUGAAACGUGGCUGGGUCUUUCAUUAUGACAAUGAUCCCAAACACACCGCCCGGGCAACGAAGGAGUGGCUUCGUAAGAAGCAUUUCAAGGUCCUGGAGUGGCCUAGCCAGUCUCCAGAUCUCAACCCCAUAGAAAAUCUUUGGAGGGAGUUGAAAGUCCGUGUUGCCCAGCGACAGCCCCAAAACAUUACAUUUACAUUAUUUAGCAGACGCUCUUAUCCAGAGCGACUUACAGGAGCAAUUAGGGUUAAGUGCCUUGCUCAAGGGCACAUCGACAGAUUUUUCACCUAGUUGGCUCGGGGAUUAGAACCAGCGACCUUUCGGUUACUGGCACAACGCUCUUAACCACUAAGCUACCUGCCGCCCCCGACAUCACUGCUCUAGAGGAGAUCUGCAUGGAGGAAUGGGCCAAAAUACCAGCAACAGUGUGUGAAAACCUUGUGAAGACUUACAGAAAACGUUUGACCUGUGUCAUUGCCAACAAAGGGUAUAUAACAAAGUAUUGAGAAACUUUUGUUAUUGACCAAAUACUUAUUUUCCACCAUAAUUUGCAAAUAAAUUCAUUAAAAAUCCUACAAUGUGAUUAUCUGGAUUUUUUUUCCUCAUUUUGUCUGUCAUAGUUGACGUGUACCUAUGAUGAAAAUUACAGGCCUCUCUCAUCUUUUUAAGUGGGAGAACUUGCACAAUUGGUGGCUGACUAAAUACUUUUUUCCCCCACUGUAUGUGCUAAGACCAGGGAUACACAACAAGGCAGGGAGGGGGGAUGGACACACACACAAACUGCAUUCUUGACACUCCCAAUUGCGGACCCUUAGAGAUUUCUUGAGGUUGAGGUGAGUUUAAAGUGGAUUCGUUAUUCACCAUGAUCCCCAAUAGACAGUGAUGGGGAGUAGUGAACUACAUGUAGUUCAACUAGUAAUUUAAUUACAUUUGCUGUGCUUGGUGGUAGUUGAACUAAAUUAAGAUAUUGGUAGUGUUUUCAGCAGUUAAUAACUUGUUUGCCAUGUAGUGGUGUAGCUAUAACUACUGGAACUACACACUACUAAUAAAUAAAUAAAAAUUUGUCAUCAGACCAGCCUCAUUCUCACUUAAAACAUUGUUUUUGUGUUUGAUAGACUAAAUUACACAUUCUGUUCAAGAUGAAAUCCUUAGUUGUUAUAUCAAUUUUUGGACUUAUAAAUUAUAAAUUAAUAUAAUGUAUAAAUGCCUCAUGAGCUUAGUUCAACUGUCGUACCCAUCAGAACCCAAAAUAUAAGCUUGUUUUACUCCAAUGUUUGUAAACAAUGUAAAUGUAAACAAACACUGUAUAUCCUGGUUAAAACAAAAAUGUUGAUAUCUUGGAUGGUCAGUCUUGCAUUCAUAGCUUUGUUUAUGAAUUGGAGAGUCAUUACAUUUCUCCAGGCCCAUCCCUCAGCUUUUGACCAUAACAGAGGCGGGGUCAACCGUUUUCUAGCUUUAACCCCAAAGUGAUCUGUUCUUGCAAUUUGUACUCUAUGACAUUUCAUAUUUACAUAUAUUAGUUAUUCAUAAAGUAGUUUAGAUGUAGUGAACUACUUUUUCAAAGUAACUAUAUUUUUUUAAAGGGUAGCUUUAGUGUAGUUUAACUUAUUCCAGUGUGAAGUAAUUGGUAGCUUGGCAAGCUAUAUUUUCAGAGUAGCUUUCCAACACUGACCUGGGAACAAUAAUAACUUAAUAUGGACAUGAUCAGUACAGGAAUCUGGAUGGAAUUGACUGGUUGUAAAGGUGAACUUUCUCAACAAAGCCCUUUGUAAUUAUCAAGGAGGAUACUGUCUGUCUUCCCACUCCUUGGGAUAUGACUGUGAAGCUAAGCCUAAUGGUUUAGUGCAGGACCUUAUAUUGAGGCUCCUGUUUAGGGAUGCCAUAUGUCACAGCCAGCCACCCUCACCUAGCUUAUUGUGGCCCCUAUACCCUCGUUACCUAGCAACUGUGCAGUAUUGGCAUGCUGUUUUAAGUCCAGAGAAAGGUGAACAUGACAAGAGAAGUGAAAACAAGAGGAUUCCCCAGUUCUACUGACUCACAGAGAGGCUUGGAGCCUAAAUGUGUUUACACAUUCACCUAAAUACUGUGAAGGUUUCUCCCUAUCAACAAAAGAACACAGACGGUCACAGAAAAUAUACUGUAGAUAUGAUAACUUGAUGAGUUAGGCUACACUGAGAUGCACAGAUCAUGGGCUAUGGGCCUGGUUUGUAUAUUAUUGCAUCUGUUAUAGGCGUACAAAACAGGAUGAACUUUAAUGAAAGUAAGGGAAUGUAAAGAGAAUGUGUUUCCAAUAAGAGGGCCAAAUGUUUGGGCCUAGCAUAUACACUGCUCCAAAAAAU